This is a messenger RNA of Aspergillus steynii IBT 23096, 965 nucleotides long. Its product is annotated as putative AP-3 adaptor complex subunit sigma. The transcript is spliced from 2 exons. Lineage: Eukaryota; Fungi; Ascomycota; Eurotiomycetes; Eurotiales; Aspergillaceae. The record is from RefSeq and is a predicted model, not a curated record. Bases 40 to 597 code for a protein of 185 amino acids. Gene Ontology annotation, cellular component: intracellular membrane-bounded organelle. Gene Ontology annotation, biological process: protein transport; vesicle-mediated transport.
CUCCGACGACAGCAACACCGACACCCACAGCUCGCCACGAUGAUCAACGCCGUCCUCGUCUUCAACAACGCCGGUCAGCCGCGCCUGACCAAAUUUUACACCCAAAUCGACACACAAACCAAACAAUCUCUCAUCGACCAAAUCUACAAACUAGUUGCCCAACGGCCCGCCAGCGCCUGCAACUUCCUCCCCCUCCCGCCUCUCCUCUCGCAGGGCGCGCGCUCCAGCGUCGAGAACGGCCCCUCCGACGCCCCCACGCAAAUCACCUACCGCACCUACGCGACCCUCUCGUUCAUCAUGAUCUCCACCUCCACCGAGUCGCCCCUCGCGCUGAUCGACCUGAUCCAGGUCUUCGUGGAAGCGCUGGACCGCAUGUUCGAGAAUGUGUGCGAGCUGGACCUCAUCUUCGGGUACGAGACGAUGCACGCGGUGCUCAGCGAGAUGAUUGUCGGCGGGGUGGUCGUCGAGACGAAUCUUGAGAAGAUUGUGGCGGGCGUCAGGGAGCAGGAGGGGGGUGUGGGCAAGAAGAGGGCUAUUCAGGCGGCUAGCUCGGGGGUUGGGCGCGGAGGGUUGCCUGGGUUGGGGGCUUGGAGGUGAUCGGUUGGGGUUGCUUGAGGUUAUUUUGGGGUUGAGUUAUCUUCUGAUAAAUGGUGCAUAUAAUGAUGCCUGAUGGUAUUUGAUCUGGGAGGCGUUUUCGGUUCAUUCAGGGUUAUGGUUGCAUUUGGGGGUAUUUGUUAUCGAGCAUUUCAGCAUUUCUGGUGCAGGGUAUGGGAUGAUGUGUGGCUAUGCGUGGUCUAUGUUGGCUGCUUACCAUUUAAGGGGUAUUUGACAGAGAUAUUCUUUGCAACGUAAACAGAAGUCUUCUUGGUCUGGGUCCAUCUCUCGACAUUUGAUAGAAACACUCAUGAGGGAAGCAUGGCUCCUACUUGUGCAUCAGUUCAGUACCUUCUUAGCCCAUUAUCUGC